Messenger RNA from Danaus plexippus (monarch butterfly), 5643 nucleotides. RefSeq names its product ubiquitin carboxyl-terminal hydrolase 7 (gene Usp7). Gene Ontology annotation, cellular component: cytosol; nucleus. The coding region runs from base 482 to 3859 and encodes 1125 amino acids. Gene Ontology annotation, biological process: regulation of protein stability; protein deubiquitination. NCBI's taxonomy places the organism in Eukaryota, Metazoa, Arthropoda, Insecta, Lepidoptera, Nymphalidae. The transcript is spliced from 23 exons. The record is from RefSeq and is a predicted model, not a curated record. Gene Ontology annotation, molecular function: cysteine-type endopeptidase activity; cysteine-type deubiquitinase activity; protein binding.
AUCUCUACAGUGAAUGUGAGAGAAUGAUAAAAUGGUGCAUUCGUCGAUCAAACCGGGCCACACAUUUGAAGCCAGAAAUUAAAUUAGACAUCCACCAUUUUGUUUAUUUUUGCGAAAAUACUUCGUAAGUCGAAUACGAUAGUGAGGUUUUUAGAAUUCGUCGCGGUUAUAACGUUAAUUAGUUAUUCUGGCAAUGAUUAUAAGAUUAGGAAUGUGCUAUUAGCGUACACUGUGCUGUCGGGCCCUUGUGUUGAAAUUUGCAGACAUCGGCCGCGCCGCUAGUAAACACUCUUUAAAAAUUAACAUCCUAUCAUCCAAGAAAAGUAAACGCCCGGCUGCGGAGGGUGCUCGAGUCGAUGAGAAAGGUCCGUUAAAAUUCGUUCAGCGAAUUUUUAGCAAGCCCAAAGGGAAUUGCUCCCUGUCGUUAAAGGAAAUUUCUAAGAGUUGUGGGCGACAGUCCUCGGUGGCGCGCCCGGCUAACAUGAAUCACACACCUGCACCCGACAGGCCACAGCAUGACCCUCACGUGAACCAAGUCGAGGAAAUGGAGACGCAGGAAGGUGAGCUACUGGAAACUGUUGACACGUGCACAGAUAAGAUUUGGAUGGAAGAACUUAUCAAGGGACCCAAUGGGGGAGUCGUUAUGAGUGAUGUUAUGAAAAACCAAGAAACCUCAUCUACUGAUAUGCCGUUGGCGUGCUUGGACGCUGAGAUGGAAGAUGAUGAAGCGAGGUCGGAGGCGACCUUCAGGUUCACAGUUCAUAACUUCCGCAACCUGAAGGAUUCUGUCCUCUCACCUCCGUGUUACGUCCGCAACCUGCCGUGGAAGAUCAUGGUUAUGCCUCGCCAGGCACCAUCCCCUGACCGACAGCAGCAGAAGUCUUUGGGUUUCUUUCUUCAGUGUAACGGGGAGAGCGAGUCUUCAUCGUGGUCCUGUCAUGCAAUGGCCGAACUGCGACUCCUCUCCCACAAACCGGAAACUGAGCCGUUCUAUAGAAAGAUUCAGCAUUUGUUUUAUAGUAAGGAAAACGAUUGGGGUUUCUCCCACUUUAUGUCAUGGAAUGAUGUGUUGGACCCCGAGAGGGGUUACAUUAAGGAUGACUCCAUCACACUGGAGGUCCACGUCACUGCCGAGGCACCCCACGGGGUCUCCUGGGACUCUAAGAAGCACACCGGCUACGUUGGUCUUAAGAAUCAAGGAGCCACCUGCUAUAUGAAUUCCCUUCUUCAAACUUUGUAUUUCACCAAUCAGUUGAGGAAAGCUGUAUACAAAAUGCCCACAGAGUCGGAUGACAGUACACGGUCUGUAGCUUUAGCCCUACAAAGAGUGUUCUACGAAUUGCAAUUCUCUGAUAAACCAGUCGGCACUAAGAAGCUGACUAAGAGUUUUGGUUGGGAAACUCUGGAUUCGUUCAUGCAACACGAUGUACAGGAGUUUUUGAGGGUGCUGCUGGACAAAUUGGAAAGCAAGAUGAAAGGUACCUGUGUGGAGGGAACCGUGCCGAGGCUGUUUGAGGGGAAGAUGACUUCGUACAUUAAGUGCAAGAACGUUAAUGUAUCCAGUACGAGAGUCGAAACCUUCUAUGACAUACAACUCAACAUUAAAGGGAAAAAAAACAUCGAUGAGUCGUUCAAAGAUUACAUCAGUACUGAGACCCUGGACGGUGAGAACAAGUAUGAUGCUGGUGAGCAUGGGCUGCAGGAGGCUGAGAAGGGUGUCAUCUUUGCUGCAUUUCCGCCGGUACUGCACCUGCACCUCAUGAGGUUCCAAUAUGACCCCAUCACAGACAGCUCGGUGAAGUUCAACGACAGGUUCGAGUUCUACGAGCACAUCAACCUGGACGCGUACCUGCAGGAGAAGCCGGAGACGCCCGCCGACUACACGCUGCACGCGGUGCUGGUGCACUCGGGGGACAACCACGGCGGACACUACGUGGUGUUCAUCAACCCCAGGGGCGACGGGAAGUGGUGCAAGUUUGACGACGACGUGGUGUCACGCUGCACCAAGCAGGAGGCCAUCGAGUACAACUACGGCGGCCAGGACGAGGACAUGGCGCUCACAGUCAGGCACUGUACCAACGCGUACAUGUUGGUGUAUAUAAGGGAUUCUCAAUUAAAGACUGUGUUACAAGAGGUCACCCAAGCAGACAUACCAACGGAACUCAGCGAACGACUGGCGGACGAGAAGAGAAUAGAAACCAUCCGUCGCAAGGAGCGCAACGAGGCACAUCUCUACAUGAAUGUGAACGUGGUACUAGAGGAAGCCUUCGACGGACACCAGGGGAAUGAUUUGUACGAGCCGGAGAGGGCUCACUGUCGCGUGCUGAGGGUCCGGAAGCAGGCCACGCUAGCAGAGCUGCUGGCCGCGCUGUCUGACCACUUCCGGUACCCGCGGGCUCAUCUGCGACUGUGGCCCUUCAGCGCUCGCUCCAAUCAGACGUGCCGCCCGACCUGCCUGGACGUAGCCAACGACCAGAACAAGACCAUAGUGGACAUAUCAGAGAACAUGAACCCUUGGAGCGUGUUCCUGGAGAUGUUGCCGCCCGACUCGGGGCUGAACGCGCUGCCGCCCUUCGACAAGGAGAACGAUGUGGUGCUGUUCUUCAAGUUCUAUGAUCCGAAACAGAAGAGGAUCCACUACUGCGGACAUCACUACUUACCGAUCGCGAGCAAACCGGCGGACCUCAUACCCAUCCUUAAUAAGAGAGCGGGCUUCCCUCCAGACACUCCUCUGAACCUCUACGAAGAAAUCAAACCGGACUUUGUGGAGAAGAUCAACAACUACAACGAUCCCCUCGAAAAGGUAUUGGACGAGCUGAUGGACGGGGACAUCAUCGUGUUCGAGCGAGCCGAGCGCCACGACGACCUGGAGCUGCCCACCUGCCAGGACUACUUCAAGUACAUCUUCUACAAGGUGGAGGUGCAGUUCGUCGACAAGACCGUGCCCAACGACCCCGGAUUCACGAUGGAGCUGUCGAUGCAGAUGCGUUACGACCAGAUGGCGCGUGCUGUUGGUCAAAGGCUGAACGUGGACCCCUUCCUCAUACAGUUCUUCAAGUGCCAGAAUUGUGCGAACUGUUCCAGUUACAAGGACACCCCGGGGAUGCCGCUACGUUACUCGUACGACGGCAUCCUCAAGGAGCUGUUGGUGUACUGCAAGCCCAAGUGCCCCAAGAAACUCUUCUACCAGAUACUGUCCAUCAAAGUCAACGAGCUGGACAACAAGAAACAGUUCAAGUGUCUCUGGGUCGGCCCGAAUUACAAGGAAGACAAGGAGCUAAUUUUAUAUCCCAAUAAAGGCGGCAAGGUGUCGGACAUACUAGAAGAGGCGGCCAAAGUAGUGGAAAUGUCUCCCGAGGGCUCUGGAAGGUUAAGGAUCGUGGAGGUGUCGUGUCACAAGGUGCUGCCGGGGCCGGACCCCGAGCUGACGCUGGACCAGGUCACCAUCUCCCCGCCGCGCCUCUACAGGAUAGAGGAGAUACCGCGCGACGAGAUAGACUUACAGGAGGAUGAGAUCCUGGUGCCGUGCGCUCACUUCCAGAAGCAGGUGUACUCGACGUUUGGGAUACCUUUCUACGCUCGUCUCAAACACCACGAGCCGUUCUCGGCGCUCAAAGAUCGACUGCAGAGAAAGUUGGAUGUUCCGGACAAGGAAUGGGAGAAGUACAAUUUUGCAAUAGUGACGAACGGCCGACCUAAUUAUAUAAGCGAAGGAGCUACGAUUAACAUUUACGACUUCCGGACGACUAGUAAUGCGAACGCGACGGGUCGGCCGUGGCUGGGCUUGGAACACAUCAACAAAACGCCCAAACGCUCGCGUGUCAACUACCUCGAGAAACCCAUCAAGAUCUAUAACUGAUCAUACGGACACACACACAGACACACACAGACAGACACACACACGCGCGGCGCGGAGGGAAACGGACCGAUGGAAGGAUUGGGUUGCUUGCAUAGAAACGAUCCCGUCUCGGCUGAGCUCUCACUAACAUAAGAGUAACCAAUGUAACAGACAGCAUAGACAUAGAAAACACGGGGGGAUGUUGCGGGCGAGCUGUGGCGGGCGCGGCAUCCCCCUGUAGAAUAUAUUUUGUUUAUUAUUAUCGUUACUGUCAUUUUAAAUUACCUCACACAUAGCGACCGGCGCCGUCUCCGAGCACGUCUGUGAGGUGUACCGUGUGGGGUCCGUGGAGCGAGCUGGUGUGUCGAACAGCAACCGUACAUAGAACUGUUUAUAUUGAGAUGAGCAACCGCCCGGCCUCGCCGCGACGGACAUCCGCUUAGAUAUACAUAUAAAUGUAACAUACAUGUGUAAUUUAUCAGAAAUAGCCUUAACACGCCUUCACAUUAGAUGCGACGCUGCCGACGUCCCGGGAUACGCCGCCGACGAGAGUUACUACCGGGGUUGAGCGAGGAGCGGACGUAUCGCGGGACGCGGUGGCGCCGCUAGCUAGUUAACGGACGAAUAUCACGAGAGAUUAUGCAGUACUGUGGCAACUUAUGGUAAACGCAUCGGUAGGUUAACCCCGACCGAGAUAUAGGGGGGUGAGAUCGGUUGGUCACAUCGGCGACGGUGACUCGACUGAGCAGCCUUGGCUGACACACGUCACGUUUUAUGUACAUUUUAUACGCGAAUAAAGGGUGGCAUGGAUUUUAAUUCUGGUAAUGUUUGAUUUGCUGAUAUAUAUAUUUAGACAAAAUGUUGUCUCGUUCAAUUGAUAAUAGAAAAAUAUUACUAAUUUUUAUUUAAAUAGAUUCUCAUACUGCAGCAUCGGGUCAAUUAGUAGAUGUGAGCCGUGAAGGAUGAAUGGGAUUUGUUUUUACUGUCUGUUAUAACGUUUUAAAAGCCGCUUUUAAAGUAAAUUGUUGUAUAAUUUGAAAUCUUUGUGCAUUUCAUGAGUGUCUAUGAUCAUUAUAAUAUUAUUUUUUAUUAUUUUGGGCCAUUUUUUUUUAUCUGUCAUUUUUGAUUUUAAGGCAUUUACAGUCUGUUCCGCCGAGUCACCGAUCAUGUACACCCGCGGAGGCUUGUGACGUCACUCGUGGACGUCACUGCGUGGUCGGGUGUACGCUAUAUAUAAACACGUCGCCGGCUGAGAGCCGGUCACUGAAUAUGUGCUAUUUAAUUUUUUUGUACUUGACCUGCCACAAAAAAAUGUUGCUCUAUUAAUAAAUGAUUAUGUCGAAAUUAUGUAUAUAUAUGAUGUAAUAAAUUAAGAAAUAAAAAAACAUACAGUAAGUUUUCGUAACGAUGCCUUAGACGUCUUAAGACAUUUUUUAGUGGUUUGCGAUGAUACUGAAUUAUUUAUAUAAUUUAAUUCUCCCGAACACAACUCGUUCCCGACACUGACCGCGAGGGCGCGCGUGUGCGGGUUCUGUUUUUUUUUUAUUAUUUUCGUUUAAUUUAACAACGUGUGUCGGUUGCACUAUUUUCUUUAACAAUACUUGUGGAUGCAGAGCGGCUCGCUACAUCGGCCGCGUCUCAUAUGUCGGGCAAAUGGGAUUAUAGUCUUAGCUAAUUUUUAACUAUAAUCGGCGACAUGCCUCGAUACGACUGUACACAGCUUGUACGCAAACUAUUGGAGACUGUACCAAUGUUUGUUGUUGGAUUUUGAAUGUUUCUCUGAAUAUAAUCCUAUAUUUGUUUAA